Vigna unguiculata (cowpea) is the source of this 2398-nucleotide messenger RNA. RefSeq lists its product as uncharacterized. The record is from RefSeq and is a predicted model, not a curated record. NCBI's taxonomy places the organism in Eukaryota, Viridiplantae, Streptophyta, Magnoliopsida, Fabales, Fabaceae.
ACAUAUAUAUAUAUAUGACUGUGUUAAUUUUAAAAAAUAUUUUAUAGGAGUUAACUAAUAUAAUAUCCCUACGAUAUUUCCCUUUUGGGCACCAAAAGGUGCUACUUUUGAGCUAGCAAACAGAAAAAAGGGAUCUUUAUGAUUAUUGUUGAUUUUCUUUAGGUGCAAAGCAAACAGCUGGUCUUAACUGGCCAGAGAUUGUAUGGGUUGGAGCUGGAACCAAUUUGCCUGUGCAUGAACAUACAUACUCAGUGCCUAUAAAAAAGUACAAAAAACAGAAGUAUAUUUUUAAGUAAUUUAAAUUUUCUUUUCUUUAUCUUUUUGCUUUCCCAUUACUUCAUUUUUCUAUGUUCUGCAUUUCAUAUUGGGUUCUAGAAGAAAUGAGGAAAGAGAGCAAGUAGAUUAACAGUUUGUGAAGUGUGUGUUUCUAUGUUGUGGCUGAUGUCAACCACCUAAGCAACAACCGAACCGCUCCUUGCCAAUCAUUCCUUCUGUUGGAUAGGGAACAAGCAGAAAACCCAUCAGAUAAAACAUUCAAUGUACAUUUAAACCCUAUGACAACUAAUUAUAGGCCAAUCAUUUAGUUGUCCUACUUAAGAUUCUUCAUUUAUUAAUUCAGCAAGCAAAUUUAAUACUUCUCUCACUCUUUUACCUACCUUUUUUAAUCAAACUUUAUACCCUAUGACUUUGGUUAUAGCCAACUACUCUCCCAACAGGUUUACUACAAGAAAACAUCCUAUUAAAAUUAGAUCCUGACACUCGAAGAAAACUAAGAACCUAUCAAACACAAAACUGGGUGAUUUUCUUUCAGCUGUUCUUUAAUAAUUGACAAAGCAGAGACUGUUGUGUGUUUGAGUAAAAGUGUGGAAAAUAUUAAUAGCAGACCACAUGAGUUGAUGGGAAUAUAGUGCAAGCUAGCAUUGGAUGGUGACUGGAUACCAAGAGAUUUGACGUUUGCCCUCAAAUGCAGAUGCUACUUUCAUAUCAACCAAAACAAAGUGCAUGUGUAGACAUUAGCAGAUAUCAGGUGAAUCCUUUAUAAAUGGUAUAAAAUAAAAGAAAUUACACAGUACCAUAUCUAAUCAUUAGUUUGGUAGUGUCCUUGAGUGAGGUUAUCUAAACUUUUUCUCCAUCCCUCCCAUGUGCACUGCAAUAAACUAGUCUCCACUUCUCUCAACAAAUACACCCUAAGAAAUACAAAACUAAACAAACUGGAAAGUUAUGUGCGUCAUUUUUCCAUAUACAUCGAAGUCAAAAUAGGCCAAAUUUGCCAGGUUGGCCUAUUUCUUUUAAUUAAAAAAGAUGAUCUUUAACACAAGGGGCAAAUAGAUUAUAUACCCGAAGACACGCCCACUUUCUCUUAAUUUCGUAUCUGCAUAAAACUAAGCCUCUGCCAGAUGGGAAACUUGGUUAUAAAGAUAUAACAAACACUUACGACAAACUUCAGUAGCAAAAUAUUAAAAUCAGAAUAUCGAAAUAAAGAUAUGCUAACUGAUUACCCAACUAUGGACCUUGAGCCAGAAAACGACAAUCUGCUAUUUUUCUUUCUUUCUUUCUUAACAACCAGGCACCUUCCCUGAUAAAUACUCUGACAUUUCUGAGGUGAAAUACCAAUUUUGAAACCCUUCUGUGUCUUUCUCAGAAAUGGGCAACGCAGCUUCUUGCACACCUUCCUUAUCAGCCAAUGGGGUCUUCAAGGUGUUGUUCUUGGAUGGGAGGUUAGAGUCCUACACAAAACCAAUCAGAGCUGCAGAACUCAUGCUAGAAUACCCUGGACACUUUGUUUGUGACUCUACCUACCUCAAAGUGGGACACCGCAUUCAAGGGCUCCUAGCCGAUGAGGAACUCCAAAGGCGCAAAUUUUACUUCCUUCUACCAAUGGAACUUCUCUACUCUGUUCUAACCCAUGAAGAAAUGAGCUCUCUUAACUACAAAGCAUCAAGAGCAACCAAGCAUGCAAGUUUUAACAACUUGGCAAAGAUUUUUCCAGUUUUCGGUGAAUUUUGCAUGUUCCCUUCGGAGCUUAAGAGAUUAGAAGCUGCGAAUCAGGUGGUGAGGGAGCCAGAACCAGUUGAAAGGUACUCCAAACAGAGAUCUUGGAGACCGGCGCUGGAAACCAUUGAUGAAACUCCAUGAUACAUGUUCAUUUUUUGUAAGCAUACCUUUAGAUGUUAGAAUUAGUUCAUAUAUUUUUAUCGCAAACCAAAAUAUCUGAGCUGCGUGGGAUGGCAUGCAAGCUUGAUGAAGGACUUCUUGUGUAUAUCCUUUGCUUCAACUUCCUUGGCUUGUUCAUUCAUCAAUUAAAGGAGUUUUCCCUCGAAAAAAGUGACAAUUUUGUGAAUGUGUAGAAACAGUAGUAGCAUAGCAUAUCUGUAAACGUUUUAUCAAAUUUAUGAGU